Molecule: messenger RNA, 531 nt
Organism: Heterocephalus glaber (naked mole-rat)
Lineage: Eukaryota; Metazoa; Chordata; Mammalia; Rodentia; Bathyergidae
Product: BH3-interacting domain death agonist-like
Biological process (GO): positive regulation of extrinsic apoptotic signaling pathway; positive regulation of release of cytochrome c from mitochondria; positive regulation of intrinsic apoptotic signaling pathway
Cellular component (GO): mitochondrion; cytosol; cytoplasm
Source: RefSeq, a predicted model, not a curated record
AUGGACAACCCAGAGAAAGAGCGCAUCACACAGCUGCUGCUGCUUAGCUUCAUCGAAAGCUUCACUAACCAUAGUUUCCAUAAAGAGCUGGAGACGGUGGCCAAGAUACUGGACCUGCAAGGUUCCGAGGAGGAUGGCGAGUAUCUCAUGGAGCUCAAUGGGGCCGGCCAGCCCAGUGUGACAAGGUCAACCGUGGUGAAAUUGGGAAUAGUACUCGCCCAUCGUGGGGAGAACAUGGAAAGCAGAAUUGAUCUCAGUCACGUGAGCAAGGUGCAUGAGAUUUUGACGAACCCAAGUCUGUCAGAGGAUGACAGAAUGCGAUGCCUGGUGGCCACGCUAGAACAGAUAAUGCCGUACUUCCCUGAACACGAGAAGAAUGAACGGAACAUGCUGAUCCUGUCCAUGCAGAUGGCCAAAAAGUCAGCUCAACACAUGCCGAACCUGCUGUUUGAAAUCGUUGAGGUUUUUGGGAAACUUAUCCAGAAACUCUGCCCCUGUCUGACGGACUUAAUCAACAGUGAGAUGCACUGA